AUGACUCUCAAAUUUGCUACUAUACCAUCAGGCGCAAAGGUCCAGCCUAAGCCGUUCACUGUGUCUAUCCCAGAUGAGCAAAUCGAAGAAUUGAAAACUCUGGUGAGACUGUCUAAGACUGCGCCGCCAACCUACGAAGGUUCUCAAGAGGAUGGCAGACUUGGAGUCCCUAGCAGCUGGCUGGCAAAUGCAAAAGAGGAGUGGAAGAAGUUUGAUUGGAGAGAAACCGAGAAAGAGAUUAAUGGGUUUCCGCAAUUUACAUACGAAAUCGAGGGUUUAAGAAUUCACUUUGUGGCAUUGUUCUCCGAGAAGCAAGAUGCGAAGCCAAUUGCUUUUUUCCACGGAUGGCCUGGAAGCUUCCUGGAAUUCCUACCACUCCUGACAAUUUUCCGCGAGAAGUAUGAACCCUCGACUUUACCCUACCACCUGAUUGUACCUUCUCUGCCCGGCUAUACAUUCUCUUCCGGUCCACCGGUUGAUCGAGAUUUUACUUCACCUGAUGCCGCCAGAAUCUUGAACACAGUUAUGGUCAAUCUCGGCUUUGGGAAUGGAUAUGUUGCCCAGGGAGGUGAUGUAGGGUCUAAAAUCAGUCGUAUUUUGGGUACAAAAUAUGACUCCUGCAAAGCUGUGCACUUGAACUUUCUAGGACGCGUCAACCCGCCUGAGGGAGAGCACAAAUACUCGGCCGUUGAACAAGAAGGUCUCAAGAGAGCAGAAUGGUUCAGUACCUAUGGCACUGCUUACUAUAUGGACCACGCAACUCGGCCAAGCACAAUCAGUCACAUAUUGUCCACAAAUCCAAUUGCUCUCCUCACAUGGAUCGGGGAGAGAUUCCUAGACUGGCCUGACAAACGCAACCCAAUCCCACUCCGAACAAUCUUGCAAGAAGCCACGCUAUACUGGUUGACAGAGACCUUUCCACGAUCCAUCUACACCUAUCGCGAGACCUAUCCUCCUCCACCUGUCCCUCCUGCACAACAACCAGAGAAUUACAUCCAUAAGCCUUUCGGUUUUUCAUACUUCCCGCUAGAGAUCAUACCUGCUCCUCGAUCGUGGGCUAAACUCACGGGUGACUUGGUGUUUUGGAAAGAACAUACAAAGGGAGGCCAUUUCGCCGCACUUGAAUGUCCUCAAGAACUUGCAGACGAUAUCGUCGAGUUUGUAGAACAGGUUUGGUCUGAAUGA
This is a messenger RNA of Talaromyces amestolkiae, 1185 nucleotides long. RefSeq lists its product as uncharacterized. Gene Ontology annotation, biological process: epoxide metabolic process. The coding region runs from base 1 to 1185 and encodes 394 amino acids. The transcript has 8 exons. NCBI's taxonomy places the organism in Eukaryota, Fungi, Ascomycota, Eurotiomycetes, Eurotiales, Trichocomaceae. Gene Ontology annotation, molecular function: epoxide hydrolase activity. The record is from RefSeq and is a predicted model, not a curated record.